Messenger RNA from Cynara cardunculus var. scolymus (artichoke), 968 nucleotides. RefSeq names its product TATA-binding protein-associated factor 2N-like. The transcript is spliced from 8 exons. Gene Ontology annotation, molecular function: RNA binding. The coding region runs from base 21 to 968 and encodes 315 amino acids. Lineage: Eukaryota; Viridiplantae; Streptophyta; Magnoliopsida; Asterales; Asteraceae. The record is from RefSeq and is a predicted model, not a curated record.
UUUAUAGGGUUUUGUGCGCCAUGGAUAGGUACACGAAGGUGGAGCAGAAGAAACCGGAUAUACCUAUCAACGAGAAUGAGAUCAGAAUCACUUCCCAGGGCUUGGUUCGUAACUACAUCAGCUACGCUACUACUCUUCUUCAGGAGAGACGUGUGAAAGAAAUUGUCCUGAAAGCGAUGGGACAGGCAAUUAGCAAGACAGUAGCCAUUGCAGAGAUUAUUAAGAGAAACAUUCCUCGAUUGCAUCAAGAUACUUUCAUCAGUUCAAUAAGCAUAACUGAUGUAUGGGAACCCAUCGAAGAGGGUCUUCUGCCUGUGGAGAUGACUCGCCAGGUCUCAAUGAUAUCGAUUACCUUGUCGACUAGGGAGCUAAACAAGAAUUCACCUGGGUACCAAGCUCCACUCUAUGUGGAACGACCAAGGCCACAAAAUAACAACUAUCAACGACAACAACAACCAAGAAUGGCACAACAAGCAUAUAAUGCGGUAAAUGAAGAGGCAUAUGGCGGAAACUAUCAUGGAAAUAGGGGGCGUGGUCAAGGUGGGGGAAGAGGUGGGAGAGGCCGUGGUUGGAACAGGGGUGGAUAUGGGAAUCAAGGGGGAGGAUAUGGAAGUUAUCAAGGGGAUGGUUACAGAAACUAUCAAGGGGGAGGUGGAUAUGGUAACUACCAGGGAGGCAGGGGAUAUGGGAAUUAUCGAGGAGGCAGGGGGGGAUACGGAAACUAUCAAGGUGGUGGUGAAUAUGGAAAUUAUCAAGGUGGCGGUGAAUACGGAAACUAUCAAGAUAACAAUGGUUACCCAAACCGCGGCAGAGGCGGUGGACGUGGGGGAAAUGCAGGCUAUCGUGGUGGGUUCGGCAGAGGUGGCAAUGGCAGGGGUGGCGGUGGUGGCGGCGGCAGAUUCAACGGGCGAGGUAGGGGAAGGAUGGGGGGACGAGGUAGGGAUGGUGGUGAUCAGCAGCAACAGUAG